AUGGUCGGGACACUUUUCUCUACAGCCCUCCUCCUCAAUGGAGCUGUGGCCUUCCCUCACAUCGCGGAGAUGGUCGCGAAGCAGAAGCGACAGGUGCCAGAGGGUGCCAUCCCCUUCCCAGAGUGGCCUGGCACUCCGAACCACGCCAUCUUCAGCGGUUUCGACGCUGAGCAGCAACUCGUGUCGGUCUCUGGUGAGCACGAGUUCCGACCACCGGGACCAGGCGACAUCAGAGGUCCAUGCGCUGGCUUGAACUCAGCAGCCAACCACGGAUACAUUCCACGCGACGGAAUUGCGACACCAGAGGCUAUCAACACUGGUCUUUGGGAGGCGUUCUCGCUCGAUGGCACCGCGACACUCUUCCUGAACACCGCGACCUCGUUUUUCAACGGAGACCCAUUCUCAGGUCGCUGGUCGAUCGGACCUCACUCGCCCAAGACGAACUCACUGGGCGCUGUCGGAAACCUUCUCGGCAACCAGACCGGUAUCUGCGCAUACGGACACUUGCGAUCAGAAGGAGAUGCCUCCAUCACUCGCGGUGACUGGUUGGCACCAGCGAUGGCCUCCAACUGCAUUUCAUACCCACAGUUCUUGCAAGAACUUUUCGACGUUGCGGACGAGAUGGGCGGUGGUCUCAUCACCCCACGUGUGCUUGCUCAGCACUCUUCCAACCGCAAGAAGUACAGCAUUGCCAACAACCCCAACUACUUCUCGCCACCAUAUGCUGGUGUUGCUUUCACCUUUGGUGCCCACAUGUUCGCCUUCCAGUUGCUUGCCAACCACUCUGCUGAAGAGCCACGCGGUUUCUUGACCAAGGAGGUCUUUAUGGAGCACUUUGGCUACGACCGUGACGACCAAGGCAACCUCCGAUACACUUUUGGCCACGAGCGCAUCCCAGAGAACUGGUAUAAGCGCUCCGAGCAAGACCCAUGGACCCUCACCGAUAUUGUGGUCUCUACCGCCCAGCAAUGCGCCACCUACCCAGGUAACUGCCAAGUCGGCGGCAACACCGGUACAGUCAACAGUUUCAAGGGUGUCGAUCUCACCGACCUCUCCGGAGGACUUAUCAACAGCGUCGAAGACUUCCAGGACCCCAACCAGCUGGGCUGCUUCAUUGCACAGAGCAUUAAGGCUGAUACUCCUUCCGCUUUGUCGAACGUCUUCGAGGGACCACUCUUGUCGCAAGCUCUCAACCUAAUCGACAGCAAGCUUGCGCCAGCACUUCGCGGACUUGGAAACUGCCCCAAUGUGCCUGAGGGCAAAGGUUUGGGCGAGGUUGAUGCUCCUUUCCCAGGUGCGAGCAGUGCUUCGGAGGGUCCUCGUGGUCCUUUCCGUUAA
Molecule: messenger RNA, 1338 nt
Organism: Cercospora beticola
Lineage: Eukaryota; Fungi; Ascomycota; Dothideomycetes; Mycosphaerellales; Mycosphaerellaceae
Molecular function (GO): peroxidase activity
Source: RefSeq, a predicted model, not a curated record